Trichosurus vulpecula (common brushtail) is the source of this 1397-nucleotide messenger RNA. RefSeq names its product vacuolar protein sorting 72 homolog (gene VPS72). The record is from RefSeq and is a predicted model, not a curated record. Lineage: Eukaryota; Metazoa; Chordata; Mammalia; Diprotodontia; Phalangeridae. Gene Ontology annotation, molecular function: ATP-dependent H2AZ histone chaperone activity. Gene Ontology annotation, cellular component: nucleus. The transcript is spliced from 6 exons. Gene Ontology annotation, biological process: regulation of DNA-templated transcription; chromatin remodeling. Bases 108 to 1202 code for a protein of 364 amino acids.
GCCUGUGACGAUUUCCCCUUUCCGGCGGCGAGGCUGGGCAGGCGGAGAGCGCCGAGCGCCGAGCGAGCUCGGGGCCGCCGCCGGUGACGGCUGGGGCCGGAGGAGGGAUGAGCUUGGCCGGGGGCCGAGCACCCCGGAAGACCGCAGGGAAUCGAUUGUCUGGGCUCUUGGAGGCGGAGGAGGAAGAUGAGUUCUACCAGACCACUUAUGGGGGGUUCACAGAGGAAUCUGGUGAUGAUGAAUAUCAGGGGGACCAGUCAGACACAGAGGAUGAAGUUGACUCUGAUUUUGACAUUGACGAGGGAGAUGAGCCAGCAAGUGACGGGGAUGGAGAUGAACCAAGAAGAAAGCGUCGUGUAGUCACCAAGGCCUAUAAGGAGCCUAUCAAGAGCUUGAGGCCUCGAAAAGUAAGCACCCCAGCUGGCAGCUCCCAGAAGGCACGGGAGGAGAAGACGCUGUUACCCCUGGAACUGCAGGAUGAUGGCAUUGACAGCCGGAAGUCCAUGCGCCAGUCAACUGCUGAGCACACUCGCCAGACAUUCCUUCGGGUUCAGGAGCGGCAGGGCCAGUCACGGCGCCGGAAGGGUCCUCACUGUGAGCGACCGCUGACACAAGAGGAACUGCUCAGGGAAGCAAAGAUCACAGAGGAGCUCAACCUUCGUUCCCUUGAGAACUAUGAGCGUCUAGAGGCAGAUAAGAAGAAGCAGGUUCACAAGAAGCGCAAAUGCCCAGGGCCCGUGAUCACCUACCACUCCAUGACAGUGCCCCUGCUGGCUGAGCCGGGACCCAAGGAGGAGAAUGUGGAUGUGGAGGGGCUUGAGCCACCACCUCUGGUGUCCACAGUGGCUCCUCACUCUGGAACGGGGCCGGUAAUCCCCCCUCCCCGGUGCUCACGUACUUUCAUCACCUUCAGCGAUGAUGCAACAUUUGAGGAGUGUUUUCCCAGGGGAAAACCCCCCAAGAUCCCUGUGCGUGAGGUCUGUCCUGUGACCCACCGUCCAGCCCUGUACCGAGAUCCUGUCACAGACAUUCCUUACGCCACAGCGAGAGCCUUCAAGAUCAUCCGGGAAGCGUACAAGAAGUACAUCACGGCCCAUGGACUUCCACCUGCUGCUUCUGCCCUGGGCCCCGGCCCACCACCUCCAGAGCCCCUUCCUGGGCCAGGGCCCCGGGCUCUCCGCCAGAAAAUCAUAAUCAAAUGAAAGCAUGGCUGGUCCUCAGAGAUUCCUCCUUUGCCCUUUGUCACCCGGACCUUACUGACCUCACCUCCCUGCCUCCCCUCUAUCUGUCUCUUGCCCUCAUACCUAUCUCGAACACCUUGUUCUUCCCUCUAUCCCCAAAGUGACCUGCCCAUGUCCCGUGUGUAUUUUUUAAUCUAAUAAAAAUAGGAAAACUCC